Messenger RNA from Jatropha curcas, 570 nucleotides. RefSeq lists its product as uncharacterized. The record is from RefSeq and is a predicted model, not a curated record. Lineage: Eukaryota; Viridiplantae; Streptophyta; Magnoliopsida; Malpighiales; Euphorbiaceae.
AUGUGUAAGUUGGCUCAAUACAGGCUUAUCCAGGAUAAUAUUCUGUUAGCCUUUGAGAUUAUUCGUAGCAUGAAGCAUAGAACUAAUGGGAAUGCGAGUAUUGUGGAACUUAAGAUCAAUAUUAGUAAGGCCUAUAAUCGUGUUGAUUGGGAUUUCCUUAAGAAUAUGCUUAUUCAUAUGGGGUUUAGUAGUAAAUGGGUGCAUUGUAUAAUGAUAUGUAUUACUUCUGUUAAAUAUUCGGUCCUGUGCAAUGAUGAGAUUGUUGGUCCUAUUAUUCCUGAGAGGGGCUUGAGCAAGCAGCAGAGCGAGGGUGGAUUCAUGGGUGUAGGGCAGGCAGGGGGUAAUCCUAGAAUUUCACAUCUGCUCUUUGCAGAUGACUCCAUUUUCUUCUUUAAAGCUAAUAAGAGGGAGAGCCAAAAGGCUAUUGAUAAUCUUAAGUCUGAUCAAGUUGAGGAGAUUAUUUUCGUUGGAUGGAAUCUAUGGCGAGCUAGGAGCAGUUUGCUAUGGAACAACGAGGUGCAAUCUACUCAACAACUCCUCUAUAAUAUUCGGACUCAGAUUCAAGAUUAA